AGAUCCUCCUGUCUUGUUUUAAAAAUCAAAGACCCAACCCGAGCGACCGACCGAGCGAGAGAGAGAGAGUGAGAAUGCUCACACUCCAACCCAACUACUUCCCGCUUCCAUCUCUCCAAAACUUCAAAUGCAGACCGUCUAUCUCAUUCUCCCGCCGUAAAUCUCACCGUACAAAACCACGCAACUUCAGCUCUCCUCCAACACCUCGCAUUUCCGCCUCCUCCGCUGCAGAAACCUCUGUCGAGGAGAAGAGGAGCGUGGAUGGCGGAGACACCCUCCCAGAGGGCUUGAGCCGCGACGCAAUGCCGAGGCACGUGGCGGUGAUCAUGGACGGGAACGCGAGGUGGGCCAGGGCGCAGGGGCUACCUCCUGCGGCCGGGCAUGAGGCUGGCGUCAGGUCUCUGAAACAGAUGGUGAAGCUUUCUUGCAUGUGGGAGAUUAAGGUCCUCACCGUCUUCGCAUUCUCGUCCCAGAACUGGUUCCGGCCGAAAGCGGAGGUUGACUUUCUGAUAAGCUUAUUUGAGAGUGUUCUUAGGGCGGAUAUAGAGAAUUUUGUGAGGGAAAACAUCCGACUAUGUGUAAUUGGGGAUUCCUCGAAGCUCCCAAAAUCGCUACAGAUGUUGAUAAAUGAAGCAGAGGAGAUGACGAAGAACAACACGAGGCUUGAUCUCAUGGUUGCUGUUAGCUACAGUGGACGUGAUGACAUAGUGCAAGCAUGCCAAAAGAUUGCCUACAAAGUAAAGGAUGGUCUACUUGAGCCGGGGGACAUCACCGAGUUGCUAAUCGAACAAGAACUAGAAACAAAUGCAGUGGAUUUCCCAUUCCCAGAUUUACUUAUCCGCACUAGUGGUGAGCUGAGGGUAAGCAACUUCUUGCUGUGGCAAUUAGCAUACACCGAACUUUUCUUUACAGGGUCUCUCUGGCCCGAUUUUGGAGAGGCCGAGUAUGUACAGGCUCUACAGUCGUAUCAGGACAGGCAGAGGCGCUUUGGUUUACGAGAUGGAGCUGCAUAACAAGACCUCUAGGCAAACUAUGUAUAGGAAAUUAUACUCACAUGCUAGGGGUAUGCAAGGAGUGGCUGGUAAUGUGCCUAAGAUCUGUCCAAGAUGAUCCUGGACACACGAAGCAACAGAGACUAGAAGUUUUACAGGCAUGCACGAGCAACAUGAGCUAUUGAAGUUAGAGAGUUUUAUCAGUAUCCAGCCCCAGGGAUAGCCUCAUCAAGUAGCCCAUGGCUGGGCUUGGGCCUUGCAUUACAAGCCCAUCAAAGUACUGGCUGGAUUUGGCCUUAAAUGCCAUGCCUUGUUGGCAAUUUCUAGCUGAUUUCUAGUGUAUUAUUGCCAUGAUUAUAUCUUUAUAGUAUACGUUAAUAUGCAUCUAUUCAAUAAAAGUUUGAAGCUUGUUACCAUGA
Molecule: messenger RNA, 1411 nt
Organism: Magnolia sinica
Lineage: Eukaryota; Viridiplantae; Streptophyta; Magnoliopsida; Magnoliales; Magnoliaceae
Product: cis-prenyltransferase 4, chloroplastic-like
Exons: 3
Coding region: 75-1013 (312 amino acids)
Biological process (GO): polyprenol biosynthetic process
Source: RefSeq, a predicted model, not a curated record